AUGUAUGCCGGCCUGUUCCUGGCGACCUACAACCGAAACCUGGGCUAUGGCUGUGUGGGCGUGAUGGUCCUGAUGCUGAUCUGCGGAAUGUACCUGCGGGUCUACAACAUGGACCAGGCCAACGAAGAAGAGCAGCACAACGUCUCGCAGACCGCCCGACUCACAUCCUCUGCCGCCGCAUCCCAGACCGUCCUCAACAUCAACGACCAGAUCACGGACUGCACCCUGCCAUCCGAGAACAACCCGCUGAUGAUGUGGCGGCCCGGCCCUGUCGUCAACGAGGCAGUCGAUGCCAUUCUCAACAACUACCCAAACUGGGAGGAUCUCUUGAGCAGUACCAAGGUCGCCACCAUCUUCAAUGUGUCCAAGAACAGCAUGAUCACUGUGUGCAGGUCGAUUGUGGUGACCGGAGAGCGACUGGAGGUCUUCACUCGGAGGCUGCCAAAGUGA
Molecule: messenger RNA, 450 nt
Organism: Polychytrium aggregatum
Lineage: Eukaryota; Fungi; Chytridiomycota; Chytridiomycetes; Polychytriales
Exons: 3
Coding region: 1-450 (149 amino acids)
Source: RefSeq, a predicted model, not a curated record